CCCUGAAGUUUGAAACGAGAUCGCAGCAACAAACAAUGGCAAGCUCUUCUUCCUCUGCUCCUUUUAUAAACGUUUGUGAUAAAGAACUAAACAUCAAUGACUUUCAUGAUAUUUAUGAGAAAAUUGAGCAGCUUUCACCUCGCUGGAGGCAUAUUGCAAUUUCCUGGUGUAUCAGGAUAGAUACUAUCAACAAAAUAGAGUCAGAUCAUCGUGGAGAUACUGAGACGUGCCUGCAGAAAGUUCUAGAGUAUUGGUUAAAAAAAGAUUAUAAUUAUGCAUCUCAUGGUGUUCCUUGUUGGAGAAUGCUGUGUGUAGCUGUUAAAAAAGGAGGAGGAAAUUCGUCGUUAGCUGAUGAAAUAGCUCGUGAACACCCUCUACCGGCUACUACUGGAGGAGCUACUCCUUAUUCUACGGAUGGUCCUGCUAAUGUUAUUCAUGAUAAAGGAAUGUCACCUCAUUCUUCCAGCUCAACAGGAAGGCCAAAGGAUAUCUCUCCUUUUGGAGAAGCAAUGUCACCAGGAAGUGGAACAUCAAAUAAUUCAGGAGAAACGUUUGCAGCAUAUGCUGAUUGUCAUGAAAAAAAUUACCCCCUAUCAAAAAAGAUACAUGAGCUACGGGAUGAGUUUGCUGAUGCACUACAACUGACAAUGGAAUCCUUCCUGAAUGAGCCAGCAGCACUUGUUCCUAAAAUCAUUGACUAUCUUAGGAGACGUGUUCAUACUUUGUUGGGUCCUAUCAGGUCUAAUAAUCCAGCUGCAGCACAAGCAGUUAGAGAAGAGUUCAAUGACAUUAAAACAAUGACAGAUCUUUUCUCAACCUUAGAGUACAAGUAUGUAUCAUGGUUCAACUAUGAAUUGAUAGCAAGACUAGUUCACGUGUUCCUGAGUGACAAUCGUACAUUAAAGAGAACCUGGUUGUCAUAUAAAGAGAAGUUAAAGGAUUAUUUUAUAAACAGUGGUGGACUAUUGAAAGAUGUUGAUGCUGUACAGUUUGGUAUAACAGAUGUUCCUCCUGGUACACGAGUAAUGAUUGCUAAAGUUGAGCGUAAUGACUACACACUGGAUGACCUUUUUUUCUUUCGUAAUGCAAUACCAAAAGGAUGUGACAUUCCUCAUUAUAAUUUUUACUUUCUUCGAGUUCGUCCUGGUUCUGUCAUCUUAGAAUACCUCAUUCCUGACUAUCUUUAUUCUUUAUUAUUUCCUCUAACUACAAAGCUUAAGCAACAGUUAGCUAGUAUUGGUAUCACUGAACUAACAUGUGGUAAAUAUAAAUACAACUUAAAAGAGUUCUUAAUAGAAGAGGUUAAGCACUCAUCUACUGAUAUUGACAUAUGUGAUCCAUUAUGGUAUGAGAAUACCAGUACACCAUUACAUGAAGCAGCUUGGAGAGGAUUAAAAGAUGAAGUACAAUGGCUUCUUGAUAAGUUUGAUCACAGUAACUAUCACCAUGAUCUUCAUGGUUGGACCCCAUUACACUCUGCAUCAUAUGGUGGACACAUUGAGAUCCUCCAACUACUCAUUCGUCAAUAUGGUAUUGAUCCUAAUGAAGGUGAUGAUAAUAGUGUAUCUAGUAUACAUAUGGCAUCUUAUAAAGGCCACUUAUCUAUAGUACAAUAUCUAGUAGACACAUGUCACAUUCCUCCUGAUCAAACAGACAGUAGCAAUAAUACUGCAUUACUGUACUCAGCAAUGGGUGGCCAUUCUGACGUAGUGGAAUUCUUCAUUGAGAGAAACUGUAAUGUUUCUCAGAUUAAUAGCAUAAGUGCUUCAUUAUCAUUGUUAGCUUGUGUAAGUGGAGAGUUAGCAUUAGUCCACAAGCUUGAAUCAUUAAACCUCUUCUCACCAAAUGACAUAACAAAUUCAGGGGCUGGUAUACUACAUUAUACUUGUUAUUCUAUGAAUAAUAAAAGUAUUGAGCUUUUUAAGUAUCUUUUAAAUCAAUAUCAAUUAUCUGCCAUUGAUGUAAAAGAUCCUAAAUAUGACAGGACUCCACUUCAUAUUGCUUCAUGGUUUGCUUCAUCAUCAGUUGUUGAGUAUAUUGUUAGUAUUCAAGGUAAUGAAGCAUUAUUAGUUAAUGAUAAUUAUGGUAGGUCAUGUUUACAUCAUGCAUGUGAUGCAGCUAUACAUAUUCCAGCUGGUAUUGUGUAUAGUAAGCUUAUGGCACCAAGUGAUGCAUCAGCUAUUGAUAUUAUUAAUAAUACUAAAAUAAAAACAAAUAUUGAUUUUAUCAAACAAAAUGAAAGAGUUAAAAUCUUUUCUUCACUUCUCAAAAAAGCUAGCACUUGCCCUAACUUUGACAUCAAUGCCACAACAAAUCAUGGUAUGUCUUUACUUCAUUAUGCAUCAUGGAGUCGCAGUACAUUACUAAUGAAAGCAUUAGAAGAAUAUAGUAUCAAUUGUACAUUAGAUAAUUAUGAUGGUAUGUCUCCAGUACAUUAUGCUGCCUGGUCAGGUUCUACUAGUGUAUUAAGUUAUAUCAUAUCUCAGUAUAAUCUCAAUGCUAAUGAUACUGAUUAUACUUAUGGUCACAGACUAUUAGCCUACUCCUGCUGGUCAGGUAGUAUUAAUUCUGUUAAAUAUCUUAUUAAUAAUCAUAACAGUGAUCCUAAUAUCACUGAUAAUGAUGGUAUGACAAGUCUUCAU
Messenger RNA from Amphimedon queenslandica, 2642 nucleotides. RefSeq lists its product as uncharacterized. Gene Ontology annotation, molecular function: protein binding. The annotation marks the transcript as partial. The record is from RefSeq and is a predicted model, not a curated record. The transcript has 6 exons. Lineage: Eukaryota; Metazoa; Porifera; Demospongiae; Haplosclerida; Niphatidae.